CUCUCUACUCUCUCUCUCUGUAAAUAGAUAUACAUACACAUAUAGAUACACGUUCAAUGUCCGUAUCUUACGAGACCCGCUGCCGGUAUAUUGGUUCUGUAUACUCGUAUACGGAUUCGCAAUGAAAGGUCAUGAUAAAGGUCUUCCGUAGCAUGGCCCCCCGGCCCCCCCGGCCAACCUUCAGACGCUCCCGUCGAAAGCUCCUCUUCAUUCUACUCCUAAUACUCGUACCGCUUUCCAUAAUCGGAAUAUUCACACACGGCCAAAAGAUAUCCUACUUCUUCCGCCCCCUUUGGGACAAACCCCCGCCCCCCUUCGAGCACCUACCCCACUACUACGCGGAGAACGUCUCCACGGACCACCUCUGCCGCCUCCACGGGUGGACCCCACGUUCCGAGCCCCGCCGCGUCUUCGACGCCGUCAUCUUCAGCAACGAGCUCGACCUCCUCGAGAUCCGGUGGAGGGAGCUCCACCGCCACGUCCACAAGUUCGUCAUCCUCGAGUCCAACACCACCUUCACCGGAAUCCCGAAGCCCCUCCACUUCGCCGCCAACCGAGAAAGAUUCGCCUUCGCCGAGGGCAAAAUCGUCCACUCCGUCUUCCCGGGCCGGGUCGCGACAUACGGGUCGGACCGCGACCCGUUCGAGCUCGAGGCGGAGCAGCGGGUGGCCAUGAACCACCUGCUCCGCCGCGCGGGCAUCUCCAACGGCGACCUCCUCAUCAUGUCGGACACCGACGAAAUCCCGAGCCCUCACACGGUCAAACUCCUCCGGUGGUGCGACGGGGUGCCACCUGUCCUCCACCUCGAACUAAAGAAUUACUUAUACUCGUUCGAAUUUCCUGUGGAUUACAGCAGCUGGCGGGCAACAGCCCACAUAUACAACGACUGGACGCAGUAUCGCCAUUCGAGACAAACGGACGUCAUUCUUUCCGACGCAGGGUGGCAUUGUAGCUUCUGCUUUCGGUAUUUGCGGGAAUUCGUGUUCAAGAUGACUGCGUACAGUCACGCAGAUAGGGUUAGGCAUAGAGAGUUUUUGAAGUACUCGAGGAUUCAGAAGCUGAUUUGUAGAGGGGACGAUUUGUUCGAUAUGUUGCCAGAGGAAUAUUCCUUCAAGGAGUUGAUCAAGAAGAUGGGCCCCAUUCCAAAGUCGGCUUCCGCAGUGCACGUUCCGGCAUACUUGAUCGAGAAUGCAGAAAAGUUCCGGUUUCUUUUGCCGGGAGGUUGUUUACGUUCGCAAUGAAUAUAUAAACACGUUCGUCGAUCUGGAGUUCGUACUUCGACAUAGAGAUCAUAAAGUUGACAUAAUUUAAGAAAAAAUUGCUUCGGGUUUUUUUCGAUUUUCGUGAAUGCAUGAGAAGUUUGUGACUGGAGAAUUCAGAGGCAGAUUUUGAUUGUGAGCAGUACUGUAGGAAAUUGAAUGAAGAUAUUUAUGAAUAUCUGGUAAUAAUUAGGUUUAUGUUGUAAGUUAAUUAAUCCUUUUGUAUUAUUAUUACUAAAUGGAUCAAAUGCUCAAUUUUUGUUAGUAAUAUUAUAAUUUGUAUUUACACACUGUAUUUCUGAUAUAGUGAAAUUCUCAGAUUGUCA
This is a messenger RNA of Erythranthe guttata (spotted monkey flower), 1585 nucleotides long. Its product is annotated as beta-1,4-N-acetylglucosaminyltransferase family protein. Gene Ontology annotation, molecular function: beta-1,4-mannosylglycoprotein 4-beta-N-acetylglucosaminyltransferase activity. NCBI's taxonomy places the organism in Eukaryota, Viridiplantae, Streptophyta, Magnoliopsida, Lamiales, Phrymaceae. Gene Ontology annotation, biological process: N-acetylglucosamine metabolic process. The record is from RefSeq and is a predicted model, not a curated record. Gene Ontology annotation, cellular component: membrane.